CCAGCGGUGACGUCAGUGGCGAGGCUAGCAACAGUUGCCUCGAAACCCCGCGCGAGGAGGCGCCAUAGUGACCGUAGCCCUGGAGACUGUUACUUGCCAACGGGAGCCGCACGCAGCCCCGGCCGAUCGAGCCCAGCGUAGCCCGGCCAGCCCGGCGGGGAGGAGGGCAGAGCCCAGUAUGCAGAGUUCAGAGGGCGGCUCCGAAUCCACGACUCCCGUGGCCCUGCGAACGUCAGCUGCCGUCCAAGCCCCGGUGGUUCAGCCAGUUCCCGCAUCGCAGCAGAGAGUUCUGGUGCAGACUACGGGCUCCGCUCCCAAAGGGGCCCAAAUGCAGCAGCUGACGGUGCCCCGAGUCCAGCAGGUCCCUCAACAGGUACAAACUGUACAACAUGUCUACCCGGCCCAGGUCCAGUACGUGGAAGGAGAGACCAUCUACACCAAUGGAACCAUACGCACUGCCUAUUCGUACAGCACCGAAGCUCAGAUCUAUGCCCCGAGCAGCGCCUCGUCCUAUUUUGAGUCGCAGGGGGGCAGCUCCCAGGUGAGCACGGCAGCCUCCUCGCCCACCGGCAUCCCGUCCCACAGCAUGGUGGGCAUCGCGAUGGACAUCGGGGGAAGCCAGAUUGUCUCCGGCUCGGGUGCUUAUCUCAUUCACGGCGGGAUGGAGAAUGCUCGGCAUGCCCUCUCGCACACCUCACGCUCUUCUCCGGCAACGCUUGAAAUGGCGAUUGAAAACCUCCAAAAAAACGAAGGCAUAACGUCACACAAAAGCAGCUUGCUGAACAGCCAUCUUCAGUGGCUGCUGGAUAACUACGAGACGGCGGAAGGCGUCAGCCUGCCGAGAAGCUCCCUCUACAACCACUACCUGCGCCACUGCCAGGAGCACAAGCUGGACCCAGUCAACGCCGCCUCCUUCGGGAAGCUGAUCCGCUCCGUCUUCAUGGGGCUGAGGACCCGCCGGCUCGGCACGAGGGGUAACUCCAAAUAUCAUUACUACGGCAUCCGCCUCAAACCGGACUCCCCCUUAAAUCGCUUGCAGGAAGAUACCCAGUACAUGGCCAUGAGGCAGCAGCCUGUCCACCAAAAACAAAGAUACAGACCGGCCCAGAAGUUGGACGGCGUGGCUGAGGGGGGCUCCAACAGCAGCCUGCAUGCCACUCCGGAGCAGUCAGUCGCCGCUCAGAGUCAGCAUCACCAGCAGUUCAUAGAUGUGACCCGCGUCCUUCCGGAUUUCCCAGCCCUCGACUUGGAAAACGCUCUUCUGCAGGAGGGGAUUGCUACCAACGACCUCAAGUCCCUUCAGCUGCUUUACAGGCGCCAUUGCGAGGCCAGUGUGGACGUGGUAACAAACCUCCAGUUCCACUAUAUCGAGAAGCUUUGGCAAUCUUUCUGGAACUGCAAGUCCCCCACUAGUGAAGCCGUAUCCUCCAUCCCUGCCAGCGAAGAGCCAUGCGAGGCCAUCGUCCCGAGGCACAAGCUGAUCACCAUGUGCAAAUAUGACCCCAUCAUGAAAUGGAUGCGAAGCUGUGACCACAUCUUGUACCAGACCCUGGUGGAGAUCCUCAUCCCUGAAGUGCUGCGGCCCGUGCCCAGCACCCUGACACAAGCAAUCCGUAAUUUUGCCAAGAGCUUGGAAGGCUGGCUCAUCAGCGCCAUGAGUGAGUUCCCCCAGCAGAUUGUUCAGACAAAGGUCAGCGUGGUGAGCGCCUUCGCGCAGACCCUGCGGCGGUACACCUCUCUCAACCACCUGGCUCAAGCGGCACGUGCCGUCCUCCAGAACACCUCCCAGAUCAACCAGAUGCUCAGCGACCUCAACCGGGUAGACUUUGCGAACGUCCAGGAGCAAGCCUCGUGGGUUUGCCAGUGUGAAGAAGGCCUGGUCCAGAAGCUAGAGCAGGAUUUCAAGCUGACCCUCCAGCAGCAGAGUUCUUUGGACCAGUGGGCCAGCUGGCUCGAUAGCGUCGUGACCCAGGUGCUGAAGCAGCAUGAAGGGGGACCCAGCUUCCCGAAGGCAGCCCGGCAGUUUUUGCUGAAGUGGUCCUUCUACAGUUCCAUGGUGAUCCGAGACCUCACCCUGCGGAGCGCCGCGAGUUUUGGCUCCUUCCACUUGAUCCGUCUGCUCUAUGACGAAUACAUGUUUUACCUGGUGGAGCACCGAGUGGCCCAAGCCACGGGAGAGACGCCGAUUGCGGUGAUGGGAGAGUUCAGUGACCUUGCCUCUUUGUCCCCUGCGCUCCUGGAUAAAGAUGACAUCAGCGACCUCGGCAGCGAGGUGGAAGCCGAUACCCGGACCCCCGGCGAGCCACUAGUCAAGCGCGAACGCAGCGAUCCCGGCCCCUCGUUGCAGGAGAUCUAGAGUCGAGAGAACCGUGAGGGGGAACUGGCAAUUUGCUCUGACCCUGCAACGAUUCCAAAGCUUUCCCGGGAUUCCAGUGCCUGGAGUUCCGAUUCCUCCACAAUUUUAGUGCCUCCUAGUUUUUGUCUUAAAUGUUUACUUGUCUUUGCAGAGGUGGUGAUGGUGAUGAGGGCUGGCGGGCUGGCUUUGGUGGAUACAGCUGCCUGCGGCGCGAACUGCGGUCCGUCGUCAGCAGAGCAGAAGGCCCGCUUGUCCACUCCGAUGACCCUUCAGCCCCUUCCUCGCAGGCGACGCUGCUCGCUCGCUCUUGCACUCUCUUUCUCUCUCUCUGCCUUAAUUGAUUCGAUGGAUUGCGGGACUGUUCGAGAACUGUGAGGGCGGGGUGGGUAGGAAGUGGGGGCAGCCAUGGCAGCGACUGAAAACCCUUUUAAGUUUCCCCCAAGCACCACUGUGAUACAGACCCGCUUGAGUCCUUGCAGAACCUGUCCCUCUCGAUUGCGCCUCAUGGGGGCAGCGAUGGGGUGUCUCGUCCCCACCCCCAACCCCUUUAUUUGCCAAAUAAAUUUACACUGUGGGAGA
This is a messenger RNA of Heteronotia binoei (common prickly gecko), 2935 nucleotides long. RefSeq names its product regulatory factor X2 (gene RFX2). Gene Ontology annotation, cellular component: nucleus. Bases 179 to 2356 code for a protein of 725 amino acids. Gene Ontology annotation, molecular function: RNA polymerase II cis-regulatory region sequence-specific DNA binding; DNA-binding transcription factor activity, RNA polymerase II-specific. Gene Ontology annotation, biological process: regulation of transcription by RNA polymerase II. The record is from RefSeq and is a predicted model, not a curated record. The transcript is spliced from 18 exons. NCBI's taxonomy places the organism in Eukaryota, Metazoa, Chordata, Lepidosauria, Squamata, Gekkonidae.